This is a messenger RNA of Pangasianodon hypophthalmus (striped catfish), 2389 nucleotides long. RefSeq names its product ssu-2 homolog, related sequence 1 (gene ssuh2rs1). Gene Ontology annotation, molecular function: heat shock protein binding. Lineage: Eukaryota; Metazoa; Chordata; Actinopteri; Siluriformes; Pangasiidae. The coding region runs from base 88 to 1230 and encodes 380 amino acids. The transcript is spliced from 13 exons. The record is from RefSeq and is a predicted model, not a curated record.
UUUUCACGUGACCUGAGGGGAAGUUGUUGGACUUUCAUCCCACGAACAUCUUCACUCAAGUAUUUUGGAACUUUUGCAUCUGACGAGAUGGAGAGGAGCCCAGUCUUUAAUAAUUAUGGAGCCACACAUGGCAUAGACAACCCUGGGUAUAUGCCUUCAGCACUAUCAGCACCAGCUCCCUCAGCGCCCCCUGCUGGAUUUUACGACACAGUGCCGGGGUAUGAGGGGACAAUGGCCGGGGAAGCAGGAGGGUUUCUUCCUCCGCCGAUGCCCUCAGCGCCCAUGCCUGCACCGGACAAUCUCCCUGCCCAGUCCAACUGGAAUAUAACCUCCAUUACAGAGGAUGUUGCACAUGAGGCCUUGGUGAACUACGCAUCUAGUAAAUGCUGUUACAGCUCUGCACCUGCUCGAGAAGGAGUCAUCACCAGCUUGGAGCCCUUCAACACCUACAGGUAUCGCUUGGAGACUUUCGCUGAGACGAGAUCUACUGAAUGGAGUCAAGAACCGUACACAGGCCAGCCUGUGGAUGCUUUUAUCCAGCCUGCUCCAGCACCGUGGGCCAUCGCAGCCCAAACACCUACUUUCUUCCAGGAUCAAACACAGAAAAUCAGAGUUCCAUAUACCUCCUCAGUCAAGAACUGUCAUGCCUGCAUGGGCAUGGGAAAAAUGCCAUGCAAGGACUGUGCAGGCUCUGGGAAUAAAAUCUGCUGGGUGUGUAAUGGUAGUGGAUUUCGCCACGGAACUGAGCGCUGCACGCACUGUAACGGCUGUGGAAGAGAAAACUGUAGCCACUGCCAUGGACAAGGCUCACGCAAGUGUGAAACCUGUCGAGGGAAGAGACAGCUCCUCGUCUUCAUCACACUCAAGAUCACGUGGACCACUUAUAAAAAUGAAUACAUGGUGGAGCAGUUGAGCGGUCUGCAAUCGGAGAAUCUCAAUAAGGUCUCUGGCAGGGCGAUGUUCACAGACUCCCAGUACAUGCUUUACCCAGUGAUGGGUUUCCCCGACCCUUCAGUGAGCCAAGCGUCUGAGCGUUUAAUACAAGAACAUCAAUCCAAAUAUUUCCAGAAUUCUCGCAUUCUGCAGCAGCGUCACUCCAUCGAGCUGAUCCCCAUCACUCGGGUGAACUACGCUUGGAAAGGGAAGUCCCACGUUUACUUUGUGUUUGGGAACGAGAACUCUGUUCACACUGACAGCUACCCGGCCAAAUGCUGCUGCUCUGUCAUGUAAUCCCAUAAUUCAGCCUUUUUUACCAGCCAAAACACCAAAUGGCAUUAAAAUGGCAAAUGGUAAUGGCAUUACGGAAUCGAACGCAAAAUCUCAGCAAAAUUGUGAAAGCCUUUCUUACGGCUCUUCAUGUAUGCGAGUUGACUCCCAGCUUUCAUAACUCGUUCAUAAAUGACACAUCACCACUAGCUGGCUAUCAAUGUAGGCUAAUCACCUAAUUAAUGUAUCCUAGUAGGGCUACAGUUCAAUAUCAAGACAAUUCUCAGCUUUUCGUUAACACUUUCCUCUGUGCAGUCUUUACGUUUCUCAGGCAUUCUCAUUCUCCAUCUCUUUUUGACCCGAUUUGUUUCUACCUAAUAUACGUUGAAAUAUUUGGUGUAUCCUAGGCUUUCACAAGCUGUGAAUAUAAAACAUGAGAACUCAUGUUGCCUUUAAUUACAAGCAGCACACCAAGUGUUCCAUCACACACCGCAUACUAUCACUCUAAACAGUAUUCCACUGGCCUGUAUGAAGUUGAGUACUAUUUGACAUAUUAUUUAGUACAGCAUAUGCAAUUUGGGACAUACCAUAUAACCUAUCACUUACUUUUUUUUUUAAAAAGAUGAACAGUUUUGUAAUUGCUAGUAAGGGGGAAUCUUGCUUGUUUUUAAGUGAGUCAGAUCAUUUGGCUCAGAUCACCAGUAGGAGUCGACUCUUUCGGCUCCCAGACGGAUCAUUGACAUCAUUUUUCUCAAUAUUUUGACCAGUGAUUGUUUUUGCCUUAAAGUGUGUCAUAAAAUCUUACUCUACCCUCUAAUUAAUAAAAUCACUACCUUGCAUUGCAUUUUAUAAACCGAUUAAAUGAAUUGUGAAAUUAGCAAGGUGUUAAAAAAGGACAUUGAAAUGUACAGUAAGCAUCGCCGCAUUAAUGGUUUUGUGCUGCUGUGGCUGUGCUUCAUUUGCUUCACUUCCAUUUAUCAUUUGUCAUUUAUGUUGUGAAAUGUCAUUAUAUUAAAUGUAUUCUUCUUUGUGUAUGCUUGUAAUGAAUACACAUCAUGUAAUGAAUAUACAUCUACAUAAUCAUGGAAAUCUUUUGCAGUCACAUACCUGUGAACAUGAUUUCAUUUAUAUUGCUAUUUUUUAUACAUUAAUAAACACAUCAAUUUGUAUGCUCUCAAUAUAA